This is a messenger RNA of Funneliformis caledonium, 1644 nucleotides long. Lineage: Eukaryota; Fungi; Glomeromycota; Glomeromycetes; Glomerales; Glomeraceae. The record is from the annotation of a GenBank genome assembly.
GUCGAAAGAAACGGAAUGGAAUACUUUAACGAAACAAAUCCGAAUGAAUGGUCGCUUAAUGGAUAUCUCAAAUGGAGAUCCAAGUUUAAAGAUUUUUCCAAUAAAGUAUAUGAACAUAGUGUCUUUCAUGAUUUAAUCAAAAAGAUUUCUGACCAAGGUGGAGCUGGGAGCAGAACGGCGAAGCUGAUAUUGAAAAAUUGGAAGGAUGAAAAGGAUUCUUUGGAAGUAAACUCUUUUUGGAACAACUGUGAAGAAAUAGACCAACAAAGUGAGAGGAAGAGAAAGAUUUGGAAGAUAGAAUCUGCAGAUUGGGAUUAUCUUCACACACGCGAUCAACAACUAAGCAAACAUGUCAAGAUCAUCCGUGAAAAUAGAUGCAAGCAUCUUGAUCAAGAUGAGUAUAAUCAAAAAUCUGAUGAUGAAGAAAGUUCAGAACCGAAAUCGGAUCUUGAUGAUAAUGAGAAAGUCAUGAUCGACGAGCAGACCGAACAAGAUUUGACAAAAAUAGAUGACAAUAACUCCCUUAAAAAAUCGUUCAAAGAGAAAUAUGACAAAAUGGAAGAUGAUUGGAAGUGGAAGCUCUCAUGUACGGGGCGCGUCGUGGAGGAUGUUAUUUACGAGAACAUUUCAAAUUUUGCGAGUGAACAUUUACUACAUUCAUUCAUAAUUGAUGUGGACGAUCCGAUGAUCACAGGAAUAUUCUUUCCUGCUGAAAUAGAUGAAAUAGAAUCAACAAAUGUCAAGGAGGAACAGGAAUUAAGUAACGAACUUUACGAAAACCUUACAAGAUAUUAUGACAAGAAAAGUGUGGUUGAGAUCAGAAAGAUUAUAAGAGAGGCCAAUCUUGGUUGUUCGAAUUUUGAAAUCGAAACACUUGCAUAUUCUAUUUACAGUUUGGUACGACAAUACGAACUUAAUCCAAGAGGGUUCUCCUUGGGACAUUACGAAAAUUGGUACAACGUGAACAUAUGGGGGCCUGUUAUCGAUAGGAUAUACGAUGACAUUCCAAAUAUUGACAUUGUUCGUGGUGAAUCGUCAAGCUUAGCUAGUUCAGAUCGAAAAAACCGUAAUCGUACAACGAAUACUCGAAAAAAAAUGGGGAGAAGAGGAGACGCGAUAAUACGAAAAUGUUCAAGCGGAAUACGACAUGAAUUUGGAGGUUCGGAAGUUGGCAGUCAUUAUGAAGGUCAAAAUGCCACAAAGUGGCUUAAUGAAUCUGGUCUAAAGCUACCUAAAAUGUUGAGAGACAUGUUCGUUAGUUUGUGCAAGAGUGUGGACUGGGACUUGGAAAAAAUGAACAAUGUGGAAACAGUAGGAUAUAUUCAUGGAGGUUCAGUUCUAAUGAUCAUAACUCUGGAUCUUCCUGCCGGAUAUAUACAUCGUCUCUCUAAGAGUGACCUGUAUAAUAUACCGGAAGAUAUCGAAUCUUUCAACAAGGCGUUAGAAUUAAUAACUGCAGUUUGGAAAAGUAAGAAACAAGUCGUCCGAACCAUGGAAUUAUUACAGGAAAAUGAAAAAGAUUCUAGUAAACGUUUGAAAAAUGUAUCCAUACGCAAAAGAAGCAAUCGUACUAACAACCAAACUAGCAAGCCUAAAAAAAUUCUUCCGGAUAAUCAAAAUACACCAAAAAAGACAAAGAAAUGA